GCUUUGUGGCGCUGGGUCGGAGGACGGAGAGGUCAGGCGUGUGGUUCUACGUGCUGUCGAGUGGAGGCCUUUUGCGUACAGUUUGGAAAAUUAGACCUCGGAGCCUUAACUCCUACUCACAAGAAGCACAGUAAAUUGAAAAACGUUUAGUGAAGCAAGAACUAUUUGAGAACUGAUUUCUUCUUGAGUCAGACCUGGAUCACCAUGGGCUUGGGCUCUCACCUCCUCCUGACCAGGCGUUUGAGGAGCAAUGUGAUCAGCUACUCCUUCUACUACCGUGGGAGACUAUGAGUUUCAGCUCUCCAACAUCUUCAAAUAAAGAAGUGGUUAUGAACAAUGAUCAGCAGAAUAAUGGAGGAAUGAAACCAGUGCAGGAUUUCACAAUAGGAAUCACACAGGCUAACUACAAUCUGAGCAGACAAAGAUUAGAAAAAGAGCCUUGGUAUGCAUCCAGCCAUCAUAGCCCGGUUAAUGUCUCCGUGGAUGGAAUUCCCUGCAUUCUCUUUUGGGCCAAAAGAAUAACAAUUAAAUUUAAGAAUCAGACCUGGCUGGACCUUAGAGAUGAAGCCAUUGGCCACAAGGCAACAGUGGACGCUGGCAACUCAAAUUGCAGUGAAGGAAGUGCCAUGUUGUCUCUGAAGUUUGGUGAUGCUGAAAAUCCCAGAGGUAUUGAUAUAAGAUUCACCCUUACCAGUUACAACAAAUUGUCCAUCCAGAGCUGGUUUAAUUUGCACCAAGUCGAGGUUAUUUUCAAUAAUUCAAUUCCAGCAACUUUUAAUGCAACUGGCAUGUUUGCUCUGUCAAGUUACUCCUACCACUGCCAACGCGUCAGCAGCCUGCAGCGGUAUGAUGCCCUUUUGUUGCCCAGUGACACCAAUGAUAUGUCAAGCCUGUGGGAGGUCACUUUUGUUGAUUUCCAGAUCCAAGGCUUUACCAUUAAGGGGGGGCAGUUUUCCAAGGCCCGAGACUGCACCUCUUCCUUCUCACCAGCCAUUCCAAUCAGCCUGGCAAUGUCCCUGACUGCCCUGCACAUGCUCAUCUACCUGUGCUAUCUGGACUGGCACUAUGAUUUCAUCGCCUCUCCGGCUCACUUCUGCCAGUUGAAAGCUCGAGAUGCAUCAGAAGAGAAGGAGCUGCUGAGGAGCCAGGGAGUCGAAUGCUAUGAACUGAGAAGCCAACAGAUCUGCAAAAUUUAUGUUUAACAGCACAGGUCCCUCUUCCUCAGGAAGUCCACGAUAGGCUCUGAAAGGAGGUGUUCCUGUUGUGUGCUGUUUGACUUGUGAUAUAAGAUUUUCACCAAAAGGCUUGAUUUUCUUUUUUUAAAGGAAAUACAUGCAAAGAAUACAUUUUGGAACAUCCACUGGCCUUCUUAGAUAGACUUGGAGCAAUGAUAAAGAGCUAAACAAAUGUCUCAGGAAGAUGUUGAAGGAGGAUCCCAGGAGAAGGUGGAGCAGCUGCAGGCCUGGGUGCUGCCCUGUGGCCAACAAGGUGGACCCAAUGUAACUGCCAAAGUUCUUAUAAGAGAAAGAGGGAGACAGGAGACAAUCAGAAACCAAAGAAUGCAAGUGGCCUUAAGAAGUGGAAAAGUACUUCUGAGUUGCUUGCCUUCAGGAGAGAGCAUCUGACCCUUCAUAAAGACCCACAGGCCUUUCGACUGCUCUCCUUCUGGACUCCAUCACUGCAGGAUGAGACCAGGACCACUUCUGAGGACUGAAUUUUGGAACCUCUGACUCUCCCUCCUGCCCUUUGUUUCCUGAAGUCUCCAGUUUAUUAAUGUGGAAUUGGGAGAGGUCAUCUUCCUGAAGGAGAGUUUCUGACAGCUGAGGAGUGGGGAAGAGGGAAAGUUCUCUCAUCCAGUCUUGGGAAUUGAAGAGCUACUGGAUCCCUAGAAGUGAACUUUGGUGAACUUUGUACAAGUUCGACCUUCAGAACAGACCUGAAAUCCCAGUUUUGUCUGGGAUUCAAUUUCAAAGUGAGGACGUCUUUCCAAGGUCUAACGAAGGUUUGUCUGUGUUAACUGGG
Delphinapterus leucas (beluga whale) is the source of this 2022-nucleotide messenger RNA. Lineage: Eukaryota; Metazoa; Chordata; Mammalia; Artiodactyla; Monodontidae. The record is from RefSeq and is a predicted model, not a curated record.